CAUUCAUACCUAUAACUUUUAUUUAAACUCUAUUCCUACCAUUCCCCUACCUAUAUCUUCUUCCUCUCAUUUUCUCCACUAUAUAGCUUGUCUUUUGUUUGUUAAUUUCCAACCAAAUAAGCCAAUUAAUUUUUGUUACUUUCUUUAUUUUAUAAACUUAUAAAUAGAACCGUAGCUUACACCAACAUCUAGGUAUAUAUUAUGUCUAGCAGAAGGUCAAGGCAACAAUCUUCUUCUUCAAGAAUUUCUGAUGACCAAAUCAUUGAACUUGUUUCCAAGUUGCGUCAGCUUGUUCCUGAGAUUCGUCAUAGACGUUCGGACAAGGUAUCAGCAUCUAAGGUCCUACAAGAGACUUGUAAUUACAUCAGAAGCUUACACAGAGAGGUUGAUGAUUUAAGUGAAAGAUUGUCUCAGUUAUUGGUCACAAUUGAUGCUGAUAGUCCAGAAGCUAAUAUUAUCAGAAGCUUAAUUAAUCAAUAAUCUCUAAUUUUAAUUAUGAAGAGAAAUAUAUAUAUUAUAUUUAUAAGAGUGUACUUUAUUUUAAUUAUUAGGUGGGCUAGGUAGAGUGUAUGUGUAGUUUGAGGUGUGUACGUAAUUUUAAUUGGCGGAUAUUUUAUGAAGCUUUUGUAAUUUUAAUUAAGGACUUUGUGUAGCUAUUAUAUGGGCUAUUUAUCCAUGUGCCUCAUUUAUAGAUGGCAAAAAUGUAUUUGUUGUUAAAUUUAUUAAUUAAGGUUAAAAUUAGCACCGUGUACU
Molecule: messenger RNA, 753 nt
Organism: Trifolium pratense (red clover)
Lineage: Eukaryota; Viridiplantae; Streptophyta; Magnoliopsida; Fabales; Fabaceae
Product: transcription factor PRE5-like
Exons: 2
Coding region: 202-480 (92 amino acids)
Biological process (GO): regulation of DNA-templated transcription; regulation of growth
Molecular function (GO): protein dimerization activity
Source: RefSeq, a predicted model, not a curated record